Drosophila hydei is the source of this 1815-nucleotide messenger RNA. RefSeq names its product acetylcholinesterase-like. The record is from RefSeq and is a predicted model, not a curated record. The transcript is spliced from 4 exons. NCBI's taxonomy places the organism in Eukaryota, Metazoa, Arthropoda, Insecta, Diptera, Drosophilidae. The coding region runs from base 109 to 1815 and encodes 568 amino acids.
GUUUAUCUUUGAGUACAAAGAUCAGUAAUCAACAUAUUCAAAACUAAGUUGUAAAUGUAAACUGAUAAAUUUUUAUAUACAUAAAGACAUACAUGUGUGGUUGCAAUAAUGCGCAGUUUAUUUGCCUUGCAACGUGGUUAUGCAACCAAUAACCUUCGAUUUUACAGCAAUGUGAAGGUGAAGGUGCAUGUGAGACAAGGCAUUGUUGUUGGCACACAUGCAAAGCUGCCCAAUGGCGUAGAAUACGAAAGUUUUUUGGGCGUGCCCUAUGCAGAGCCACCCGUGGGAGAGCUUCGUUUUCGGAGCCCUGUGCUGCUGGAACGAUUUAAAGAGCACGAGCUAGACUGCAGUAAGGAAGGUGAUGUCUCGCAUCAGCGGGAUCCACUUAAGCAGCAAGUGAUUGGUUCCGAAAACUGUCUGUUUCUCAAUAUUUAUGCACCCAAGAGCAACUCACAGAAGCCGCUGCCCGUCAUGGUCUGGAUUCAUGGUGGUGGCUUCUGGUUUGGUAGUGGCAAUAGGGAUUAUCACUUUCCUGCACAGCUCAUGCAAGAGGAGGUCAUUGUGGUUACGUUGAACUAUCGUCUUGGAGCCUUGGGAUUUCUCAGCUUACCCGAGGCGGGUAUUUAUGGCAAUGCGGGUCUGAAGGAUCAGCGCUUAGCUCUGCAAUGGGUGCAAGAUAACAUUGCCAACUUCAAUGGUGAUCCACAGAAUGUUACACUUUUCGGAGAGAGCGCAGGCGCUUCUUCCGUUCAUAUGCACAUGUACGGGCCGCAUGCCAACAAGCUGUUCCAUAAGGCCAUCAUGCAGAGCGGCACAGGAAAUUCAGAGUGGGUACUCCAAGAAAAUGGCCCCUUUAAGGCACGACGUCUAGGUGAACUGCUGCAGGGCAAGAAUAUAGAGACGGAUUAUAAAUUGUUGGAAUUUUUGCAAUCGGAGGAGGCGACACCAUUGGCGAUGUUAGCGAAAACUUUGGACGUACUGACUGAUGAUGAGCGACGGCGCCAUCUGCCGUUUUCCUUCAAGCCCGUGGUGGAGGAUCCAAGGAGUCCAGAUAGUAUUCUAAACAAGCCAUUCCUUGAUCUCUUGCAUGACAAGGAGAGAUUGCCUGAAAUCCCCGUCCUACUGGGUUACAAUUCGGCAGAGGGAACAGUUCUGAUAACGAAUCCGAAGCAAAAGGUUGAGCUCUUUGAUAAAGAUAUGGUACGCUUAGUGCCACGCAACCUGGUUGAGGAUCCAGAGGCGCCUGAGGCGUUGGAAGCAGCAGAAGACAUACGUCAAUUUUAUUUUAAUGGAAAGUCGCCGACGAUCGAAUGCUUUGACAAUUUGGUGGAUUUGCUGGGCGAUGUGCACUUUAAUCUUGAUCUACAGCACACAGCAGAGGUGCACGCAAGUUUCCAGAAGGUGCCAUUCUACUUCUAUCGCUUCGACUAUGUAGGCGGUCGGAACAUGUACAAAAAAGCCUUUCUGGCAGAUAAACUCCGUGGAGCUUCGCACGCCGAUGAACUUUCCUACCUAUUCCAAUGGUUUAAUGAUAAUUCACUUUUAACUGCCGAUGAUGCUCAAAUUUCGAAGCGUAUGGGCCAUAUGUGGGCUAACUUCGCGAAAUAUGGUAAGCCAGCGGAUAGCUGGACACCAGUUCAGAAGCAAAAGAGAGAUGCUAAUGGAACACUCGAGCCUUAUCAAUUAGAUUAUAUGCAACUAGAUCGAGAGUGUAAAAUGCAGCGGAAUCCGGAUGGAGAGCGUAUGGAUUUCUGGCGUUACAUGUACAAAAAAUAUAAGCCUCAAUGUUAUGAAGCGUUGAUGGCCAAAAUGUGA